This is a messenger RNA of Blumeria graminis f. sp. triticale, 2958 nucleotides long. Lineage: Eukaryota; Fungi; Ascomycota; Leotiomycetes; Helotiales; Erysiphaceae. The record is from the annotation of a GenBank genome assembly.
AUGGAAUGGAAUUAUGAAAACUCAUGGAAACCUUCAACGGAUACUUUCCAUUACGGUAUGGGAUUCCGAAAACAUAAGAUGCAAAGCACUUCAACGGAGAAGAAGACUCCGCACCCUCUUGUACUCACCCCUGCGAACAGACCAACAGAAGACAAUUAUAAUAAUUACAAAUUCUCCUCGACGGCAAACUCUAGCCAAUUAUCGCUACUUGAAAGGAGCCGUGCCUUGACUGGAAUUGGCACCCCCGAUCCACCUCCGACGCCGCCAACGAACUCGAGACAAUGGAAUCAGUACCACCAUCUAGAUGCGCUCUCACCUCCAUGUGAUGAAUCUAUCACGGGCAAAUUAGACAUUGUAUCCCCCAACACACCUCACAGUGUUCGCAGUCCUCCAACCCCUGAUGUCACACCUCCUAGGCUUCAACGGUCAGAAUUUCUACAGCCUACCCACAAUCUUUACUCAUCACGCUCAAACUCAUUCAUCACUGCGCGCGAAGAGCCGUAUUCAUCAGACGAAGAUUAUGGAACUACCAUGAACUCAGCAACUUCAUUGAUUAGGACCCCCGUUUCUAGUUCAGCAAACAUUUCAGCAGACCAGAGACCUCGUCUCAAGAGCUCAAACUUAGAAUCUAUUAUUUGUAAGGAAAGAGUAUACUCCUACCUAGGACCCAUGGACACUCCGCCCUCGGAAGAUGAGUUGUAUAGUCGCCAGUGGGCAACUGAGGAAGAUGCAGAAGACCUACUGCAGCCCAACAAUAAAUCCAGCUCAUAUCAACACACAAGCAGCCAAAAAACAAACAAAUCUUUAUUGAGUCAAGAUGAAGGAAGCUGUUUUAUGUAUUCAAGUGAAAGUAAAGAUCAAAUAACAGAGAGCGACCACAAAAUUUCAUCAAUAUCAGAUAAGAAUUACUGCCAUCACUCGCGACCAGACAAUCCCCUAUUUACUCAAGAUCAGCAGCCUCGGUGGUUCCCUGAAAAAAGUCAGUGCUCAAGGUCUUCAGCUCCUGAUUCACCUCCACUUACAUCCAUGUCAGCCCUUGGUGCAGCAAAUAUUUACAGGGCUCAUCGAAGAUCUGUGUCAAGUGAUGUUAUGGGACUAGAGACUUCCCCGGUAUUCAUGAAAACACUUCGACACAGAAAAAAGCAUUUAGGAUUGAGAGAGUUCAGCGAUCAGAUGCUCAAAGACUCAAACAACACAACGUGCUCAAGCGACCUUCACAUGCAAAAUGCUAGAGAUGAUUCUGCUAAAAUUCCACCAAUCAAUACCAAUGCUCGGGCUGCUUCAGCUAGAUCCCUUAGUCCUGCAUCAAAUUUCCGUUAUCGUCAGGAAAUUAUAAGGAAUGGAGGGAUACCAGUUCUAGUAAUUCCAGAAAGACGUACUCGCACAAACUCAUCGCAGUCUCAGUACCCGGGGUCUAUCAAGAGUCAUAAAAACCGCUUCAGCGUCUCUCUCGGCUCAAAGACACUCUCUGAUGCAUGGAAACUAAAAACCCCUGAAAAUAAAGAUCAAACUGGAUUUGCAAGCCAAAUAUUCACAGAGUCUGCUCUAUCUGGGAAUUCAGCGCGUACAAUUGAUUAUCCCCCUCUUGUUCCACUAAGAGGUUCCUCUAUGGCAGCACAGGUGGGCUAUGAACCUAUAGUAGCACCUGGUUCUUUGACAGUCGAAAGUCUGAAAGCUCAUGAUGUUCAACAAGCGGAAAUCCCUUCAUCUGACAUCUGUGACUCUGCUGUCCCCUCAGCGAAGAACACCGACGCAUUGAACAGCUUUGAUCAUUACUUAAACACCAAAUAUAACAGUGAACAGUUCUCUCCAGUUGAUCCACAAACACAAGUCACUCCAUUUUCUCAGAAAUCAUAUGAGACAGCCGGAACGAUGGCAGAAGUUUCCGAAGCUCUUGCAGUCUCUUUCUUUCCUCACCAGAAAAAAUCAGUUGUGGUUGUAGAUAAUCCUACUGCUACGGAGCCUUGUAAUUCUCUAGAGUCCGAAUCAAUCAGCUCUACCCAUUCCAUCCUAAACGUAACUCAAGUAACAAAAGCCACUGCAUCAGAGCCAACGACUCCUUUACCUUGUAAAAAAAAUGUAAUGGCUCAUGUUGACUCUCCCUUCCGCAAUCCUCGAGAUCCACCAGCUCCCCCUUCUAUUAAGCUCAUACCGCCUACUCCUUGCGAGCUAGAGCAGAACCCCCAAACUGUUAAGAAACUACCAGCUUCGAUCGAUAAUGCACCACCAGAAAAAAUCAAGUCGCUCAUACGUCGCAUAAGCGGUCGUCGAGCUUCUGAGCCCACUCAGCCAUAUCGAUUUAUAAAAAGAACAAUGUCCCUCAGCACCAGGAGAAAGCAUUCAUUGCGUAGCCCUAUUCAUACGACAUUUGGUGAUGAUACUGCGUCCUCAUACAACAAGACAAGAAGCACAGCAGUAGACAACGACAAAUCACGGUCUUUUUGGAGGCCGACAAAGUUCUGGAAUGAUAUAGAGGAUGACGACGAUUUUGAAUGGGAUCAUCGAGUUUAUCCGGCUCCUAGUGGGUCAACGAAUCUCAGGAGAUCGAUUAGUGAGAGGCUCCGAAAAAAUACUCGAAUCUACCCGUCUGUCGAUCGCGAACAAAGAAUUUUAAAAGCAGCGGAAUUCCAUACAAAUUCUGGGCCUUCAGAAAAUGGUAAUGAUUUGACGAGAAUAAAAAGCAAAGCAGGAAUUGGAUGUGAUGAGCUUCGGAAUCUACGAUGUAAGGAAGGGAUUUCUGGCGUUGACGAGAUGUCUGGUGCCAGUAGACGACAGGGAUCUAGAGUUGGGGUCUUUGUCGAGAGUGUUGGAUGGGGUGAAAUUAGACGCUGGGUGGAUGAGAAAAGACGUGCACGACGUCGAGAGGAGCUAAGGGGCAUGAUCGGAUCUCCAACGAUCAUAAGAAAUAAUUUUGGUAUAUUAAGUAAGAUGUCAUCACACGAAGAGCAAGUCAAUUAA